Molecule: messenger RNA, 834 nt
Organism: Poecilia reticulata (guppy)
Lineage: Eukaryota; Metazoa; Chordata; Actinopteri; Cyprinodontiformes; Poeciliidae
Source: RefSeq, a predicted model, not a curated record
AUGGCACAUGACGAAGGAAUCUAUCACUGUGCAAUCCUUGACUGGACUGAGAAUACCUGGAGAGGGAUCUAUUUGUCAAUAAAAGGAAACAACGACAGAACAAUGAACUACACAAUUGUGCAGCGGUCACGACCAGCAAAUACAGCCAGACUGGGAGAUUCUGCAACUCUGGAGUGUUCAGUUCUCUCUCACUCUAAGAAUAGGUCUUGUCCAGGAGGCCUCAGUGUGUUGUGGUUCAGAGCCAGGUCACAAAAAUCUCAGCCUGAAAUCAUUUUCACGGAUGGAAUCAACCAAGACGACUGUAGUUGGAAACAUAAGAGGAAAUGUGUUCAUAGCUUCUUUCACAAUGUCAGCAGCUCAGAGUUUGGGACGUACUACUGUGCCAUAGCCACUUGUGGAGAAAUAUUAUUUGGAAAUGGAACUGCUUUGGAAGCUGGUAAGAAUUUAGAUUUUUUUUAUUUUUAUUUGACCUAAAAUUGUAUUAAUGACUAUUUAAAUUAAUCCUUAAACACUUAUUUGUUCUUUUUUUUUCCAGAGAGAUCGUCAGACUCAGCAUUUAGCAUUGUGGUUACAGUAGUAAUUUGCCUGAUAAUUUUGGUUAUUUUACAUCUUACCAUCAUCUGUCACCAAACCCAUAAAAAAGCCAAAGAACAGAUUAAAGACAAAACAUCAAGACAUGACAAUUUCGGUCGACAAGAAGAUAAUAAUGCUGAUGAUGAAAAUGAUGUGAAAUGUGCAGCAUUGCAUUUCUUAGGAGGGAAAGAAAAGAAGCAGCUGCUAAUGGAUGAAAGUGUGUACUCACAAGUUAAAUACAACUUCUUGUCCAUGCAGUAG